AAACGCUUUCAGUGCAUGCUCGCCACAGAACCACCGCAGACGUGGUGCAGUCCCAGUCCGAGACCGUAAAGUUGUCGUUUCCCCCAAUAAAGUAGCCAGUGUAUAUUAGAGUUGGUGCCUCAACACGAAUCGGUAACGGAAACGGGUUACCAAGCGAUCAGGUAGCAGCAGCAGCCGUUGGUGUAUCAUUGUUGCAGUUGCCGACGUCGCCCACCGCGCAUCGCAAUAUUGACGUGACGUAAAUGAAUGAACCCGGCGAUAUACCAUUAACACUCAGUAGCACGCCGGACAACAGGCCGCCCUGCAGCAUUAUCUCCAUAAUACCAAACAUAGGGAUGUCAUCAUGCCGUGGUCGUGCCGAGGCAUUCGCGCGCAGUUUGUCCUCAAAGCUGCGCACCUUGGGAUCACAGACUAACGAGGAGGGGGCUGCCAAUGCAGAGGAUGAGCCGAUCAUAAAUGGCAGCAAUACCAACACCUGGGUUAAUGCACACGAAUCGGAACAGACUGUCACCGAUCUGCAGCCACUGCGCCAAGAGUCAGAUUCGUUUUUCGACUUUGACUGCGAGCUGGAAUCGCCAGGCAGCCCAGUGGAUGAGUGCGAGUACCUGCGUCUCAUAGAAACCGCCUCGAAUACACCACACAACUCAACGGCUGAGUCUGGCUAUGCGUGCGCCUCGGCGGCGAGCAGUCACAGCAGCACAGAUGGUCCCUACUUUGAUGCCGCUACCGGCAGCAGCAGCAGCAUAGGCACUGUGCCGCAGGAGCUGCUGGUCACCACCAAACAGCCGACACAGACAGAGCGCAGCAAAGUGCCCGGAACGGAGCUCAAUGAAUUUGUAAAUACAUUGCAAUUGAACGGAACACAUGAGCCAUUAACAAAUGGCGAUGAGCAGCAGCAGCAGCAGCAGCAGAAGGAGCAGGAGCAGGUGAAUAAAGAAUUGGAACAGCAGCAGGCGGAGCAGGCAAGAGAAGCGGAAGAUGAAACGCUGCUGCAGGCGCAAAUACUAAGCGAGCUGCAGCUGCACAGCGAAAGCAUCAAGAGUCCAGACAAUGGCUUUAGCGAGGAGCAAGUGGAUGAGCCAGCAUUGGUCAAUGGCUAUAUAGAAGCAUCAGAAGAGCAGAAGCUUGAUAAUGAAAACAUAGCACCAGCGGCCGAAGUCGUGGAGGAACAGAAAACGCCAGACAGCGGCACAGAUGAGGUGGACAAAUGCACGGAGAGCAGCAGUCUAACUGUGAACGUGGAGCUGGCACAACUGGAACAGGCUCAACAGGAUGUCGACGAGGCCAAGGAGAAAACGCGCCAGAGCCACGGCAUAGACACCACAGACGAUGAGGACGAUUGUCGGCCGCAGCGCGUGCGACGCUGCUCCUCACUGAAAACGGGCAAAACGCCGCCGGGCACGCCGGGCCGCAAGAAAAUCGUGCGCUUUGCUGAUGUGCUUGGCCUGGACUUGGCGGAUGUGAAAACUUUCCUGGACGAAAUACCAACUAUACCGAAGUCGGCGUUCGAGGAUUUGGAAAUACUCGACACAGAGCCGCCGCUGCAGCUGGGACCCAAGUCCGACAAGCUGUUGAUGCCGCUGUUCCAGCAGCCUGGCGGCCUGGCCACAUUCCUCGAUGCGGUGCGCGAGAAACAGGUGUCGCUGGAGAACGCCGCUGUCACCGACAGCAUCAAUCAGACAAUCGCCGGUUCGGUGCGUGUACGCAAUCUGGACUUCCACAAAUCUGUGCAUGUGCGCUACUCGCUGGACGGCUGGCGCAGCUUUGCAGAUCUGCAGGCCAACUACGUGGAGAACUCGUGCGACGGCUUCUCCGACAAGUUUACGUUUGUGCUCUUCGGCAAUUCGCUGCAUGUGGGCCAACGUUUGGAGUUUGCCGUACGCUUUCAGUGCAAGGGUCAACAGUUUUGGGAUAACAAUUAUGGCGCCAACUACUGCUUCCAGUGCUUGCCCAGCUCGAAUCACACGGCAUCGCCGGCGUCUGUGGCGAAUGGCGCCGUGCAGUCGCAUCAUGGCAGCAAUUUGGUCGGCCUGCUAAGCCCCACAGCGGGCGAUGCCUGGUGCAGUUCGUUCUACUAAACUAAACAUCUAGUUAGUAGCAGUUACGGGGGCACUCCGAGGAGGCAGUAGACGACGCGGACGCGGGUCGUUGCAGUCAAUGUCCAAGCAAGGCACAGCGCCGUCAAUGCCAUUGGACAUCAGCAAUUGGUGACGGUCUUGACGGCGUGUGCCAAGGACUUCUGUCACACCCAGAGAUCAGAGAUCAUAAACUAUAUAGAGCAAGGUGCAAUCCCCAAUCCUCCCCACACACACACAUACAGACACCCCUCACAUACUCUCACUAUCUCUCUAUCUCUAUCUCUCUCUCUCUAACUCUUCUAUGUACGUGUAUGUAAGGCAAAUGUUUAUAUUUUUAUAGAGUGAAAUUGAAGCAGAAGACGGAGAUGUUGGAGCAGAGGCAGCCGCUUCGAUUACCAAGUUAAAGUUAAAGAUUGGCCCGAACUAAAUAUAUGAAUAAACAGUGCCAGCAAAGCGCGAAUGAAUCCCAAUGAUAGUUAUUAGUCUUACGUUAUAAGAAGAGCAAGUGAUAACUAAUGAUGAUGAAUGAUGAAUGAUGAUGAUAAUGAUCAAUGAUGAACAGUUUUUAAUGUCUACUACAAUUUUCGUUUCUGUAAUUCUCCUUAUAUAAAUAUUAUAUUUAUGGUUUAUGGAUUGUUCAGCCAUGUGUAGGGAGGCGAAGCUACAGUAGCUCCUCGAUUCAGUUAACUCUGUUUACAACUGUAACUACAACCAAAUAAAAAACUUUUAUUUUCUAGUCAAUUCAAGUUUACCAUAAGACUUUCAACGGGCUACAACACACAUUAGCCAACUACUACUACAAGGCGGAGCAACAAGCCUUAGCCGAAUCUCUUGCCAAAAAUAAAAAUGAUAAGAAACUCGUUAGAAAAUGUGCCAACAGAUGCGCAUUUAACUCCAAGGCGCCAAAAUGCUUGCGAACUCAAUAGUUUGCAUCUGGGCUCAUCUAUGAGAGACAAGUACAGAAUUUCCUAGAACCGUCCGCCCCGCCCCCUCACGACCCCCUUUGCCACAUGCUGAACAAUCUCGUUUUUCGCUAUGCCAAAAUAAUAAUUAUUAAAUGUUUUUGUUUUUUGUUUUCUGUUUAAUUUUU
Drosophila hydei is the source of this 3168-nucleotide messenger RNA. It is a transcript of the gene Gbs-76A, whose product is annotated as glycogen-binding subunit 76A. Gene Ontology annotation, molecular function: glycogen binding; protein phosphatase 1 binding. Gene Ontology annotation, cellular component: protein phosphatase type 1 complex. The transcript is spliced from 3 exons. Bases 243 to 2078 code for a protein of 611 amino acids. NCBI's taxonomy places the organism in Eukaryota, Metazoa, Arthropoda, Insecta, Diptera, Drosophilidae. The record is from RefSeq and is a predicted model, not a curated record. Gene Ontology annotation, biological process: regulation of glycogen biosynthetic process.